CUCUGUGGCUUAUAUAACUAUAAUGAACAUUUGGAACAUUUUUUAAUUAAAAUUUUGGCGCUUGUUUUCAUUGUGACGAAUAAAAGUAAAAUAUGAAAAAAAAUGAUGGCACAUUAAUUCUUAAACAAAGUUCGUUUUAAACUUUUAAGAUGGGAAUUAUUAUCUCGUACUUCUCUGACGAUGCCUUGAAAAAUAAGGUGGAGACUGACUAUAUAAAGCCCAAAAUAUACGGAAAACUUGAUGGACCAGUUUUUAUUAACUUAGACUACAACAAUAUUUAUGCAACAAGGCAUUACGAUGCAUCACUGUGGGUUUCGACGGUUGUUUCGGGAAACUUAAAUAAAGCAUGGAAUGAAGGUUUGCCAAAACUUAAAGAAUACAUCAACGGCAAAAAUCAAAAAAAAUGGGUACUACCAAAACCUUGCAUUGUAACAAUGAAAAGAACUUGUUCAAAUGAAUUUAAUGCGAAACUAAACCUUAAUAGCAAUUUAAUUGAGACAAACAAGACAACAGUUUCAAUGUUUAUAUCAAAACAUUUUUCAUGCGAAGCCCCUGGACCAUUAGAUAGUACAGUGUUCCUACAAGAAGAAUACAAACGCAUAUUCUACUGUGGCAUUUUUAAUGGCCAGUAUUUUGCAGAGGAAAACACAAACAAAUAUUUUCAAAUUUUACAUGCUAAAUUGAUGAGUAACAAUGAAACAUUUGAUAAACAUUCUUUUAUUAUUGCAUUUUACAAUAUUAAAAUAAAAAAAAUUGGCAAGCAAAAAUACUUUGAGUGUUGGUUGUAUGGCGACAGAAUAGAAAGUGAUUUUAAAUGUUUAAAAACGUACCAAGAAGAAAACAAUGAAUUAGAGGAGAGUAAAGGAGAAAUGGAAAACGAUGCUGGAGAAAAUGAUGAUUAAUCACAUAAUUCUUUUUAUUAAGAUGACAACCAAAAUUAAAAACAAAGAACAAUCAAAACAACAGUUCUUUUGUGUACAAUUGCAAAAGAACUGUUGUUUUGAUAGUAGUAAAUAUUGCAUUGCUUAUACAGAAUUGCUUACUAAUUGAAUUGCAAAAACAGUUUUCCUUA
This is a messenger RNA of Hydra vulgaris (swiftwater hydra), 1072 nucleotides long. RefSeq names its product heme-binding protein 2. Gene Ontology annotation, molecular function: heme binding. The record is from RefSeq and is a predicted model, not a curated record. NCBI's taxonomy places the organism in Eukaryota, Metazoa, Cnidaria, Hydrozoa, Anthoathecata, Hydridae.